GUACAGAGUGUAAAUAUAGUCGUGGAGGAAGCUGGAGCGACUGUGACCCUGCAACAAAUGUUAAAACACGAGAACAAAAACUUAAAAGAGGAGAUCCUAGUAUAUGUGAACCAGUUAAAACUGUAGAAAAAUUGUGCAGACGGAAAAGACAAAGCACUGGUACAGAGUGUAAAUAUAGUCGUGGAGGAAGCUGGAGUGACUGCGACCCUGUAACAAAUGUUAAAACACGAGAACAAAAACUUAAACGGGGAGAUCCUAGUAUAUGUGAACCAGUUAAAACUGUAGAAAAAUUGUGCAAAAGGAAAAAUCAGAGACCAAAUGGUUGUAAAUAUAAAAGGGGCCAAUGGAGUGAAUGUGAUGGAACUACAAAUAUUAAAACUAUGGUGAAAACUUUAAAACGAGGUGACAAAAAUACCUGCCCACCUACACAAGUAUUAGAAAAAAUUUGUAAGAGGCAACAUAAAGGUUUAAAAACUAACUGUAAAUAUAAGAAGGUUGGAAAGUGGAGUGACUGUGACCUUACAACAGGGGUCAGGUCAAGGGAGGUAACCUUGAAGAAAGGUGAUCCUGAAAUAUGUCCUUUAAAGAAAACAGCAACAAAAUCUUGUGUAAAGAAGACAAACAAAAAGAAAGGGAAAGGAAAAGCAUGUCAGUAUGAGAAACAACCAUGGAGCCCUUGUGAUGCUGCCACCAAUACUGUAAGUCGAACAUUAACACUAAAAGAAGGGGACUCAACUAAAUGUAAUUCUACAAAGGUACAGGUGAAGAAAUGUAAAAAUAAACAUCUCAGACCACAUGUAUGUAAGUAUAGACGUACAAGUUGGGAGGAAUGUGACGCCACAUCAAACAUGCGUGUAAUGAUAAAAACUUUAAAACGUGGAGAUCCUGCGCAAUGUGAACCUACACAGACUGUCGAGAGAAAAUGUAAAGGGAAAAAGAAAACUAAUGUAUGUAAGUACAAGUAUGAACCGUGGUCAGAAUGUAAUAUUACAACUAAUACGAUGACUAGACAACAAGUUCUAAAGAGUGGACCAGCAUCUUGUCAACAGGUUAAAGAAUACUCAAAAAAAUGUAAAAAACCAUGUAAAUUUGAGACAGGUGAUUGGUCAGAAUGUAAUACAGAGACCAAUCAGAUGACCAGAAUAGAUACAUUGAAGAAAGCGGCACAGUCUUCUUGUCCACAAACUAGGGUGCUGACAAAAAAAUGUGGAAAUGGAAAAGAUAAAAAGUGUGUAUAUGACCGAGGUGAAUGGACACAAUGUGAUACAUCUGAUAAUCCCACACGUACACGGACACAAAAACUUAUCUCUGGUGGACCAACUUGUGAACAAGAAAAAGUUACAACAAAAUCUUGUACUAAAAAGAAUGGCGAAGUACGAUGCUUUUUUGGACCAUGGUCAGAGUAUGACUCCUGUAUGAAUGGUGUACAGAAGAAACGUAGACAAGUAAUACAAGGUGGACAGGAGUGUGAGCGAAAGAGCAUUAAAAUGAAGGCUUGCUCGUAACUAUGGUUACGGUUUUAUACUGAAAUACUGAAGGAGAAAGAACUGAUGGUCGUGAGAAACAGAAAUCCACAAAAAUUAUGUGAUAAUGAAAAGUGUUGCUGCCUUUUUAUUCAGUAUUCAAGUGUAGAAUAGGAACUAAUUUUGUAAUAGUUAUUUAUGUUUAUUUACAAUCUGACAAAACCUGUGAGUAAUGAUGAUCUACUGUGUGAAAAAAACGAUCUUGUAAUAAGUGAUUUCUAAUACCAGGUGUCUUAAUUAAGUUAUUAGUAAAUUUGAAUGAGUAGAGAUGUACAUAGGAAAAUAAUUUCCUUAAAAGUGGUCUUUAUAAAGAGGCUGGUUAGACUGUUUUUCUGCAAUUUUAUCAGUCUGACAUGUUUUUGAUAUUGUUAAAUAUUCAGCCCCAACCUUUUAUAAAGACAACCACCACUUUAGAAAACUUGUCACUUUCACAAAACUUUUUUUAAAUAAUAGUUUUAAUGAUUGGUGUACAAAUUAUUUUUUUUAGAAUAAUAGUGUAGAUUUUUUUUCCUAUAUCACAAGAUUGUUUACAUACAGGUUUCAUUAUGUCAGUAUACUUUUAUCAGAUGUCUUUAUGAAUGGUCAAACAUAAAUUUGCUUGAAUGUUUUGGGUAUGUGAGACCUAAGUAAAAGGAAAGUGAAAAAGAUGGAAAGAGGGAACAAUUAGUUUGUAUCUGGGAUAGUGGAAAUGUUUAUAUAUGUUUUUGUUGUUAGUAUAAGAUUGUUGUUUACAUAUAUAAUCCCACAUUGUGUCAAUAUUUUGAUCUCAUUUGGCCAAGUGUCUAAAUCUUCCAUCUUUUAAUUUUACUUAGACAUUAAUUGGCCAGGAAGUUCCUUACAAACAGAACAAAGACAGUUACUUUUUUAGCUGAUCGGCAUAUUGUUUGUUACAUGUCUAUUAUUUUAGGUAAGCACUGAUAGCUAGGUAUACAAUUAUAAUGCUAUAAUGUAACCAAUUAAAGCAGCUCACCUCCAGAUUCAUGCUAUUUUUCUUGAAAAUUUUGAAAAUGUAGUAAAAAGUAACAUAUUGUAAGAUGAACAAAGAAAAUAAUUUACACAUACAACCUAUGUAAAUUACCAAAAAAGAGGUCAACAUAUGCAAAAAUACUUUAAUAGCCCUUACUGCAAUAGUAACAAAAUAAUUAUAUUUGGUGAAAAAUACUGCAAAAUCCGUCAUAAAUCACACAUAACAUGGAAAUUAGUACUUUUAUCUUGAACUUUUUUAAUUUUAAACCUCAGUACUUUUUUCUCAAGUAUAUUUUAUUGAAAUAUUUUGGUUCAUCUGGAGACAUGCUACAUUAAAGUAUUUUUUGUUACUAGUUGUUUACAAAUACAUGUAUACUUGAUUUUGAUAAUUUCCAACAGUUGAGGUCCACAAACCAGUUAAUCCUUCAGUUAAUAUUUUAUUUAUCUACUUGUGUUUGAAGAGUCAGUCAGUCGCCUGUUCUUUGUAUUCUAGUCUGUAAUGUUUUAUUUGUAUGAAGUUAAACAAUUCAACAUGUUUUCAUUUGUUACCAUUGUUAGUUAUAGAAUGUACUUCUAGUAUAAUAUCGCUAUGAUGCACAUUAAUUUUAACUUAAUCCUUUCCCCCAUGAGCAUAUUGUGAAAAAUGGCCAUUUUCACUGAAAAGCCUCCUGUUACAAGUUCAAACUGCUAUGAAACUAUGAAAAAUGCUUCAAUACUAAUCAAACUUGGCACAAAUGUUGACUGGACAAUUGCCUUUGUAACGACAUGCUCAGUGUUAAAUUUCCUGUUACCAUGGCAACGAGGGGACAUCUCAAAAUUGCCAAAAAUCACUUUUUUUCUCGAUUUUUUCCAUCAAAAUUUAUUUCAAAGUGCUGCAACUUCUCAAGGGAUUGAGAUAGAGUCAAAGGCUUUUCAGCAUUGGUUACACGUUACCUUAUGAUCGACCUGGGGUCAUUUUAAGCCUCUCACAAGUCCAAAAUUUUAUUGGCGAAGAGGGGGACUCUGCCCCCCUUCAAACCCCCCAAACAGAAGGGGGCACAUCCCCCUUCUGGCAACCCCCUGAUGUAAUAUUUGGAUGGGGGACGGCGCCGAAAAAAUGGUCACUUUUUUUAACAACAUUUCUCAAACAAAAAACAGUGUUUGGGGCCUAAAUAGGGCAUUUUUUCACUGUUUGAGGCCUCAAAAAGGGGGGUGCAAAAAGCCGUCGAAACACACUUAUAUAAGGGAAAAGGUUAAUAACUCAUAACAUAUGGCAAGGCAUGUAUCUAUAUAUGUUUCUAUAAUUAUAUGAAAGGGAAACAAAUCUGGUUUAAUUUUCUUAAAAUGCGUUUAAAGUUGUUUUUCUUCUACUGUAACAUCAAUUCUACAAUAAGUACUAUUUAGUACUAUAUUAAUUUAAAAGGACAAUUUUUGAAAUGAUGGGACUGGAAAUAUUUUUUCCAAGAUUUCUCAACCAUUUGGAUGAAGGUUUGAACCAAUAACUGCAAAUUUACAGAUCAUUCUAGUUUUUCAAGAAUGAUAAUUUCUUUCAUGCAAAAAGAUGUAAAAUUGAAAAAUGUUGCAAUUCUUUUCACUCAAAUCAGGCUAAAAAUUGCAAUUAUUAUCAAUUUACAAUUAUAAUGCUGAGUAUUACUUCUUUAUGAUCUUUUGUAGAUUUUUCUAUUUUAUUUGCUUCACUUGAUCUAUAUAAAACUUUCUAAUUUUAAGAUUUUACGCUUUUUAACGUUAGUGAAGCUGGACUAGACUUCGUCCUGGUUUUAGUUUGGAUCUACUGACUGCCACUUUGAGCAAUUUGAUAUUGAAAUGAUAAGUUUGAAGCAGAAAAAGUAUAAAGUCUGAACAAACUGCGCAGUCUAGCAAAUUGGACCGAUUAUGCUGGUGACAUUAUAAAUUUAAACAUUUAAUGAUUGUGUAUCUUAAAAUGAAUGAUGCAUUAGUAAUUUUUUUCUGCAAGUAUUUAUAUAUACAACAAGUUAGGGACAGAACAAUUAACAUUAUUGUUUUCAUUUUCUAUUGAUAUUUAAAUUAUCUUAAUAAAAAAAUAAAAGAUAAAUAAUUU
Molecule: messenger RNA, 4548 nt
Organism: Ruditapes philippinarum (Manila clam)
Lineage: Eukaryota; Metazoa; Mollusca; Bivalvia; Venerida; Veneridae
Biological process (GO): mesoderm morphogenesis
Cellular component (GO): extracellular region
Molecular function (GO): growth factor activity; heparin binding
Source: RefSeq, a predicted model, not a curated record